Molecule: messenger RNA, 691 nt
Organism: Psammomys obesus (fat sand rat)
Lineage: Eukaryota; Metazoa; Chordata; Mammalia; Rodentia; Muridae
Product: tyrosine-protein phosphatase non-receptor type 3
Cellular component (GO): cytoplasmic side of plasma membrane; cytoskeleton; cytoplasm
Molecular function (GO): cytoskeletal protein binding; protein tyrosine phosphatase activity
Source: RefSeq, a predicted model, not a curated record
UUACUCAGCGGUCGUUAUGACCUCCCGGUUACGUGCGUUGGGUGGAAGAAUUAAUAAUAUACGAACCUCUGAGUUACCCAAAGAGAAAACUCGAUCUGAGGUCAUCUGCAGCAUACGCUUUUUAGAUGGCUUGGUACAGACCUUUAAAGUUAAUAAACAAGAUUUGGGCCAGUCCCUUCUGGAUCUGGCAUACGGUCACCUGGGCGUAACGGAGAAGGAGUACUUUGGCUUGCAACAUGGAGAUGACCCAGUGGACUCCCCUAGAUGGCUUGAGGCAAACAAACCCCUGAGGAAGCAGCUGAAAGGAGGUUUCCCCUGUACCCUGCAUUUUCGAGUAAGAUAUUUUAUACCUGAUCCCAACACACUGCAGCAGGAGCAAACCAGGCACUUGUAUUUCUUACAACUGAAGAUGGAUGUUUGUGAAGGAAGGUUAACCUGCCCUCUCAACUCAGCGGUGGUUCUAGCGUCCUAUGCAGUACAAUCUCAUUUUGGAGACUUUAAUUCUUCCAUACAUCAUCCAGGCUAUCUUGCCGACAGCCAGUUCAUACCCGAUCAAAAUGAUGACUUUUUAAGCAAGGUGGAGUCGCUCCAUAAACAGCACAGUGGGCUAAAGCAGUCAGAAGCCGAAUCUUGCUACAUCAACAUAGCUCGGACCCUUGACUUCUACGGAGUGGAGCUUCAUGGAGGCAGG